UGACGAACGACGGAACCAGGACACAGAAUUGAAGUAAUAUAUCUCGAAAGUACAUCAGCUUCCUGAAUAAAUGCAUCGAUGCAUUUAAAGGAAACGGCAGGCAUAAAUACUGAAAUGUGGAUGAUAAAACAAAUAAAACAUCUAAAUGUCGUUAGCAUAUCACGUGUAACAAACUUAUCGAAUGAUUUGUCGAAGAGCCAAUAAAAGUAGGGGCUUACGCACAAUCACCCCAUAAAAAAGAUUUCAGCGUCUGACAACAAACUAAGGAUUGAGGGUUGGAGAGUUCGAGUACAGGAAUUAAAGAGCAACUUAAGAUAAAAUAGUGUGAGAAAGAAUUUAAAAAGUUGCAGACAGUGGUGGUGCGUUAUAUACACGGGGUGGCGCGCGCGGCAUGGUGGUGACGGUGGUGGUUGCCAACAAAUGCUGCCAUGCUUGGACGAUGCCAGCCGGCGACCUGGACGUGGCCGCUGGAACCAAUGCUAAGGACACUCGACCUCGUACAUAUUACAACAACGACAACAAGGUGGUUGGUUGUGAUACUCGUGUUUACCAUUUGUGGCACUCACGCUGGCCCGAGGUAUGCUUCGCGCAUCGUCGAGACCAGAAGUGGCCAGAUAAGAGGCAUACUGCAGGAAUUAAACGGACGAUUGGAUCCAGUGGAAGUAUUUCGAGGGAUUCCCUACGCCGCUCCGCCAAUUGGGAAUCUACGACUAAGACCUCCAUCCCCGCCAAUUCCUUGGUCAGGAAUAAAGCUUGCGGAUACAUUUGGACCAGUUUGUCCUCAAAAACCACCCAAUCUUUCCAAUUACACGAUUGCCCUCACCAUAAUGCCUGGAGCACGCUACGAGCCGCUGAAAAAAAUAGUAUCUUAUCUUGGAAAUCAAAGCGAAGAUUGUCUAACCCUAAAUUUGUACAUCCCCGGUAGUGGAUCAAGAGGAAUAGAGGCGCCUUAUGCUGUUAUUGUUUACAUUCACGGUGAAAGUUUUGAAUGGGGAUCCGGUAAAAUGUACGAUGGUUCAGUGCUUGCAAGUGCAGGCCAUGUUAUAGUCGUUACACUCAAUUAUCGACUUGGAAUAUUAGGUUUUCUGAGGACGCGAGUAACACCCGAUGCAAAUGGUUCAUUGAACGGCAACUUGGCGUUGAAGGACAUUGUCAGAGGUCUUCAAUGGGUGAGAGAUAACAUUGGAGCAUUUGGAGGUGAUCCAACACGUGUGACAUUAAUGGGUCAUGACACCGGAGCAGCUCUUGUUAAUCUUGUUCUUUUGGCACCAUUUUCUAAAGGUUUGCUGCACAGAGUAAUACUAUUGAGUGGCUCAGCUCUAAGUCCUUGGGCUUCUGUACACGAUCCUAAUAACCUCAGGCGAAAGGUUGGGGAGCAACUUAACUGUUCAAUGACCAGCGACGACGAGGACAUUGCUGAUUGUCUUCGAGGCGUACCACUGCAUGUGUUACUCAACAUUGACCUACCUGAAAUCAAAUUCAUGCCACGCAUUGGACCAGCAUUGCCAGUAGAUCAAAGCAAUCCAGACCCAGCGAUGGAUAUGGAACGCGCAAGCGAUGCAUUUAUUAAGGUCCCACUUAUCCUCGGCGUAACGACUGCAGAGGCUUACCUAGAUUUCAACGACAAUGAAAUACAAUUUGGCUUUGAAGAGAAUCAGCGUAAUCGGAUUUUGCGAACGUACAUCAGAAAUGCAUACUACUAUCACUUAAAUGAGAUACUGUCAGCUGUCAGAAACGAGUAUACCGAUUGGGAUAAACCAAUAAUACAUCCAGUUAAUUUAAUGGAAUAUACCAUGGAGGCUCUUAGUGACGGACAUACUGUAGCUCCGCUCAUGAGAGUUGCAUUUUAUCAUGCGCGACGUGGAGCUAAUACUUACUUCUAUCACUUUAGCUAUCAAUCCAAAGACAGCAAAUUUCCUCAGCGACUGGGUAGCGUACGUGGCGAGGAUAUACCAUAUAUAUUUGGAUUACCAUUGAUAUCCGGUGGCGCUUUUUUUCCUCACAAUUACAGUCGUCAGGAUCAAGGCGUCGCCGAAGCCAUACUCACGUUUCUUACUAAUUUUGCAAAAACGGGAAACCCCAAUUUACCUCACAAUAUUGAGUCUGUUGAUUACGGAACAGAAAGAGAAAAAGCUCGCUUCCGGGGACUUAAUUGGGAACAAUAUGAAACCGAGUCACAAUCAUAUUUAACGAUAGCACUGAAGCCAAAAACUAAAAGCCAUUACAGAGGACAUAAAAUGGCUAUGUGGUUAAAUUUAAUACCGCAGUUACAUCAACCUGGAGAUGAAGAUGUGUCAAUGAGACAUCACCACUUUCGUGAGCAUGGUGAUCAUUUUUAUUCAGGAACAGUACGCGACGAAUGGCAUACACCAGUCCCGUUAUUUGAUCCGACUAGAACCAGUACACUAUCAACAUCGUGUACAACCCAAAGUGAGGAUCAGAUAACAGAAGAUAUGUCUGCAAUAUUGAAUAACAAUAACGAGGACGCGGAAUUACUUCAAAGAUUAGCUUCGCGUCAUUAUUACAGCACAACGACCGCACUAGCAAUAACUGUUGGUGUUGGAUGCAUCCUAUUAGUUCUAAAUAUGUUGAUAUUCGCUGGUAUUUACUAUCAGCGGGACCGAGAUAAAAAACGUGCUUCGACGUUAGGAUGCAUGGCUAACGGCCAAGACUCGUUACCCAUGACAACGCGUCCGUCAAUAAAGUCUAUUGACAACAACAAUCCAACGUCUGUUCAAGAGCCGCCUCCGUCUUACACGACCCUGGCUAGAAAUACUAACAAUUCUGUACAAAGUCAGCAACAAAAAUUACUCCAGCAGCAUCAGCAGCAACAAAAUGAAAUUGAUAAUAACAUAUCAUUGUUGUUGAGCUCAGCUAAUCAACAGAUAAACAAUGAUAAUGAUGAUAAUGACAAUGACAAUGACAAUGAUGAUAAUAAUGACAGUGAUAUCAAUAAUGAACAGGUUAUCAAAAAUACCUUCAUCAAUUCAUCAACUACACAUAAUAGUAAUAAAGACUUAAUAAUGCCUCCUAAACCACCGGUUAGAACAACAAGUUCAUUAAGCAACAGUACGGGUGGUGUAGGCGGUGUUAGUGGGGGCGGUACUAUUAAAAAACGUGUGCAAAUUCAAGAGAUAACUGUAUAGCAUUAGGGGUUGCCCCAACCGGGCACGAUUAAAUCCAAGCACGUUACUUUUAAUGAAGAUAAUAAUACCAUUCAAGAUACACCCUUUUAAUUUGUUUUUUAUUUUUUAUUCGCUAUCAGAUUCUAAAUUAAAAACUAUUGUUUUUAUUUUUCCAACUGUUUGAGGUGGUACUGGAGAUUUUAUUAACUUAGUUAUUUUUUAAUAUUUAAAUUAUUUUAAUACGUGCUUGGGUUUUUUAAUUAAAUGAGACACCGAUCGGGUUAUUAUUUUUAAAAUGAAAGAAAUUUUAAAUGUUUUUUUGCUGUGGAUUUAAUUGCAGGAAUGUAAAUAUUUAAUUGAAUCCCUGAAAUUCUGUUUUUUAUUUGAUUUCUUCUCGGAAUAGUUAGUAUUUAAUUAACUACUGAGUGAUUAUUUACAAUGAAGCGAAUAUACAUAAAUUAAUGUUUAAUAACCCGGGGGUAUUUCAUUUAAAUGGAAACAUGUGAAUACAAUAAAAAAAAAUUUUUUAUACAAUUAUAUAUUAGUAGGUGAUUGUAUGUUUGUAAAAAAAUUAAUAUAUUUAUUAUUUUAUUUAUUGUACUUCCGUGUUUCCGUAGUCAUUUAGAUCUAUUGGAAUAUAUUUAUGUUU
Molecule: messenger RNA, 3774 nt
Organism: Cotesia congregata
Lineage: Eukaryota; Metazoa; Arthropoda; Insecta; Hymenoptera; Braconidae
Source: the annotation of a GenBank genome assembly